Molecule: messenger RNA, 996 nt
Organism: Symbiodinium pilosum
Lineage: Eukaryota; Dinophyceae; Suessiales; Symbiodiniaceae
Source: the annotation of a GenBank genome assembly
AUGAGACGAGCCAAGUGGUGGCUCUUUGCAGCCGUGACAGCAAACGCAGGGAUCGUCCUGCUCUUUGUGGUGCACCUGUGGCCACAGCUGCAGGUCCUGAUUUCCAGCCUUUCGAGCGAAGAGCUGGAUUACAUGAUACCAUCCGACAGUGAGCCCGACGAAUGCCUGCAUGAUGAUACGCCUGUGGAGAGCCACGGCGAAUACAUCCUGCAGAAGGAGGCAGAGGUGGAAUGGUUGGCGGAGGAGGUCUUUCACAGCAUAGCGGCCUGGAAAGGCCCUCGACACAAGGAGAUCUGGACUCCUGGACCUUUCUGGGCUGGUGCUCUUGUGGUUCUGGCCAUGCUCUUAAACGGCGCAGUGCCCUAUGCCAUCCGCUCCUCGGCAACCGCCAUGAUCAGACCAGAUUUGGACCAAGCAGGUGCAUUUUGUUUGGUCGGUAAAGCGUACUUCGUUGGCAUCCAGCACGCAACCGUGGCCCACGCGGCUAUGAAUCACGGGUGUUCAGCUGCAGUGGCUGCGGCCGCAGCGGCAUCGGAUGCUCUUCGCACUUGCGGUCGGAUCUCGAAAGCCUUUGCUUACGCCGGCCGAGGAAUAAGCCCGCUAAAAGACGAUGUAGAGGUCCUUGGCGUGCUCCGAGGACGGCUUGUCGUGGGCUACCACAUGAGCCUGGAGGCUGUUAACGUCUUUGCAAACGGCACCAAGCUGAAGCCGUUGAAAGGUAACAAUUGGCGGAAGCAGGAGUGCAGAUAUGGCGAGCGAGACUGCAAGUAUGCUGAGUUUGCGAUACCGCCGCUCCCAGCGGAUAUCAAUGUCCUCGGUCGGCUCGUGGGAGGUCAAGUCCUGAUCAAUGUCAGCCAUUUUCUGCCAGAGGACAGUGCACCCAGCGCUGCGCUGUGGAAUCAGGACUUCAUGCGCAAGAAGCCGGUGGCACCACAGAAGAGACUACAGGCUGGGCGUAAGAUGAUAGGAGGACUUCGUGAUGGGGGAUGGUCCUGA